This is a messenger RNA of Myodes glareolus (Bank vole), 1035 nucleotides long. The record is from the annotation of a RefSeq genome assembly. Lineage: Eukaryota; Metazoa; Chordata; Mammalia; Rodentia; Cricetidae.
AUUAACCCAAUCACACUCCUAAUUAUCUACUUCACAAUUCUUAUAGGACCCAUAAUUACUAUAUUUGGCUCCAACCUAUUCACUAUGUGAAUCGGCCUAGAAAUAAAUCUAUUAGCCCUGAUUCCACUAAUAAUAAGCAACUCUAACCCUCGAUCCACAGAGGCGGCCACAAAAUAUUUCCUAACCCAAGCAACCGCCUCCAUAAUCCUCCUCAUAUCUAUCAUCAUAAACUUUAAACAACUAGGACUAUGAACAUUUCAACCAGAAACCAGUAGCUUCAUUAUAACUAUAAGCUUCAUUUCGCUAGCAAUCAAAUUAGGGCUAGCCCCCUUCCACUCAUGACUACCUGAAGUCACCCAAGGAAUUGAACUAAAAGUAGGCCUAGUCCUACUAACAUGACAAAAAAUCGCCCCCCUGUCAAUUCUAUCCCAAUUCUAUGAACUAAUAGACUCCAAAAUAUUAAUCUCAUCAGCCAUUGCCUCAGUCCUAAUUGGAGCCUGAAAUGGACUGAACCAAACACAAGUACGAAAAAUUAUAGCCUAUUCAUCUAUCGCCCACAUAGGCUGAAUAAUCUCUAUUCUACCAUACAAUCCCUCCCUCACAACACUCAACCUACUAAUCUACAUUAUCAUAACAAUCCCCAUAUUCUUAGUCUUCCAUGCACACUCAUUUACAUCUAUUACCUCCAUAUCACUUAUAUGAAACAAAAUACCUAUAGCAAUCCCCAUAAUCUCAUUAAUUCUACUGUCAACAGGAGGUCUUCCACCACUUACCGGAUUCCUACCAAAAUGAGCUAUCAUCACAGAACUACUAAAAAACAACAACCUAAUCCUAGCCACACUAAUAGCAAUAACCGCCCUAAUCAACCUUUUCUUCUAUACCCGACUAAUCUACUCUACAUCCCUAACCACAUUCCCAACAAACAACAACUCUAACAUAUACAUUCAACAUACCCACACCAAGACCAACAAUAUCUUACCACCCCUCAUAAUUUUAAGCACAAUAUUACUACCCCUAUCCCCCUUACUUCUAUAG